Molecule: messenger RNA, 334 nt
Organism: Euleptes europaea (tarantolino)
Lineage: Eukaryota; Metazoa; Chordata; Lepidosauria; Squamata; Sphaerodactylidae
Gene: STRIT1
Product: small transmembrane regulator of ion transport 1
Exons: 3
Coding region: 15-122 (35 amino acids)
Biological process (GO): regulation of slow-twitch skeletal muscle fiber contraction; regulation of ATPase-coupled calcium transmembrane transporter activity
Source: RefSeq, a predicted model, not a curated record
CACACAAGAAAGGGAUGGCAGAACCAGAGACAAUCCCAUAUUCCCGUUUGGUUGUACCUGUCCUUCUCGUGGUUGGUUGGAUUGCAGGUUGUGCAUUAAUGGUGUACUAUGUCUUCUCCUAAGAGAGGGGAAGAAGCCAUUGCAAAAGAAUCCUCAAACUAGAUGAAGACGGCUAUUUCUUUCUUUAAAAAAAGAAAUACUACACAAAUUAUGUUCCAAUACAGUUCCAGCACCAUCAUAAUAUAUAUACUUUCUGCCUGCUGUGUAUCUAACACAAGGAUUCCAAAAUAGUUUUGUAAAUUUAAAUAACUUUGAAUUAAAAUUACAUUGGAUG